UGCUGGUUUAUUUAAAUUUUUUUUGUUCUUUUUAUGUUUGUGUGUGUGUGUUAAUGAAGAAAAAGUUAUAUUUUUUUGAAAUAAUAAGACGUUCCGUCCGUAAAUCCGAAUGUAUCACGACACUAGAUUGGUAGUAUGUCUCUGGAGCCAUCAUUAUACUCGACUAUUCUUCACGUUACUCGUACUGUUCGAGUGCUAACUUUUCAGUCAAAAGAGUAGCAACACCAGUUCAUCCUCUCACGUGAUAUAUUUGCACGCGAAAGAUGGGCGUUACGCCAAGUUCUACUGCCCUCUAAUCAACUGGGUUUGUAGCAGAUAUCAGCAUUACCCGCCUUCCGAUAUUGGAAAGAAAAGUUUUACCACUUUCCAUUCGAUAUCGAGCGAAUGUCAUCGAUUCCCCUUUGCAAAAAUUAAUAAUCUAAACUUCCCUUUACAGAUUGUACGGUCAACAAGUGCAGAUACCCGAUGCCUUGAAUAACGCUUCUAAAUCCGUUACCAUAGCGACAUCAUCCAAUAAUCCGGUUUCCAAUUCAUCCGAAGGCCCGACUUACAGUAAUCCACUUCCCGUAUUUUGCAAUACACCGAGUUCGACUACAGGUCCCAUGGUACCUGUCACCAAUUGUGUCAAUCCUCAACUGAUCCAGGCACCGACAGCGCCCUGUACUAGUAGACCACACUUUUCUACUUCGGCCUUCUCUGCAUCGGUCAUUUCACCUUCCAGAUUCCAUUUGAGGAAGUCCUGCCUUCACAAAUGCUCGUGGAAAUGGGCCACCAUCGUUCUUAUAUGCGUUACAAUCGUCAUGACGGCCACCAUGACGUAUUUUGCAGCCAUGAACUCGCUAAACAUCACUCCAGAAACCAGUAAACCGUGUAUAGUUGUGGAUUCUGUAGAAAGUGCCACGAGAUAUCCUGCCACUAUAUCUCCGAAUGUAGAUUCUACAGAAAGUACAGCAACAUAUCCUUUGAGCCAGUGGCACGUCAUGGGGCCCAGGCAAAUUAGAAUUAGGAGAUCCCAUGUAGAAUAUUGA
Centruroides sculpturatus (bark scorpion) is the source of this 1028-nucleotide messenger RNA. RefSeq lists its product as uncharacterized. Lineage: Eukaryota; Metazoa; Arthropoda; Arachnida; Scorpiones; Buthidae. The coding region runs from base 603 to 1028 and encodes 141 amino acids. The transcript has 3 exons. The record is from RefSeq and is a predicted model, not a curated record.